Lepisosteus oculatus (spotted gar) is the source of this 2654-nucleotide messenger RNA. NCBI's taxonomy places the organism in Eukaryota, Metazoa, Chordata, Actinopteri, Semionotiformes, Lepisosteidae. The record is from RefSeq and is a predicted model, not a curated record.
GUGUAAGAGACAGAAGGACAGGACUGAGAGCUGAGGGGUCACAGGCCUCUGCGGUUUUACUAGAAUGCAGCUUCAUACACGGAGAUGGUGUUUCAUGAAGAUUUUUAUUCUGUUUUCCUGAAUUCAGUUCCUAGGCUACAGUGGGAAAAUGCUUUUAAUUUCGGUGAAACUUGUUGGUGCCAGCAGUUUUCGUGUUUUUUUGUGUCGUAAGACUGCAUGUCUUGCUAAACCUGCAGUGAUACUGGCCCAGGAGGGAAAGGAGAAUAUUUCUAUUCAGGGCAUUUACACGUGAUGAGCAGUAAGACCUUUCCAUUACUGCCAGCAUAGAGAACGUUUUUAAAUUUCAGUGCAGCUGUGAUUGACGAGGACUGGGUAAAUGUGAACUGCGUGCUGAAAAGCAGGAGAAGCUUGUUUUGGCUGUUGAGCCUCCUUCAGGUGUGAGAGUAAGAUGGAACAGGCAUGGGUUUCAUUCUUAGUAUGUGUUUUUCUCAGUGUAGAAAGUGAAAGUGUCGUUGGUGUUUAGUGCCAGUCCUAGGCUUUGCGAAGAGAAAAAAGAAACUCACUACUUCCAAAUAAUUACCAUUUGUCAUCCACAUCAGUCCCAUCUGAUUUUGUCCUGGAAAAGCAUAUCAGAUCACUUUCUGCUGAAAUUGAACAGCUACAGAAUCCAGAGUCGCUGGGUGUCUCACCUCAUCUAGAAGAGUUAAGAGAAGAAAACGCAAAACUUAAAUACCGUCUGAAUAUCCUUAAAAGGAGCCUCCAGGAGGAGCAGAGGACGGGCGGCAGGAACAUGAUCAACAUCAACCAGCAACUGCAGGAGCUCUUCGAGGGCGCCAUUCGCGCAGCCUACCCCGACCUGGAGAACCCCCCCCUGGCAGUGACGCCCAGCCAGCAGCCCAAGUUCGGGGACUACCAGUGCAACAGCGCAAUGGGAAUGGCUCAGAUGAUGAAAGCAAAGGGUCAGAAGGUCAGCCCGCGGGAGAUCGCCGAGCAGAUCAUGAGGAACAUCCCAGAGAAUGACAUGACGCUGAAGCUGGAAAUUGCUGGACCAGGUUUCAUCAACGUUCACCUCAAGAAGAACUUUGUGUCCAAGCUGCUCUCCGACCUGCUGGUUAAUGGUGUGCAGCCACCUUCUAUAGAGGCCAGGAAAAAGGUGGUGGUGGACUUCUCCUCUCCUAACAUUGCCAAAGAGAUGCACGUGGGCCACCUUCGCUCCACCAUCAUUGGGGACAGCAUGUGUCGGCUCUUCGAGUUCCUGGGGCACGAUGUCCUGAGGCUGAACCAUGUGGGUGACUGGGGUACCCAGUUUGGAAUGCUGAUUGCUCACCUCCAGGACCAAUUCCCUGACUACCUCACCGCGUCUCCACCCAUAGGAGACCUCCAGGCCUUUUACAAAGAAUCCAAAAAACGUUUUGACAGUGAGGAGGACUUUAAGAAGAGGGCCUACCAGUGUGUAGUUAAGCUACAGAGCAAGGAGCCAGACUUCAUUAAAGCCUGGAAUUUGAUCUGCAAUGUCUCCAGACAAGAGUUUCAGAAGGUGUAUGACUGUUUGGGUAUCAAGCUGAUCGAAAGGGGGGAAUCCUACUACCAGGAUAUGAUGACAGAUGUGGUGAAGGAGUUUGAAGAAAAAGGUUUCGUUCAGCUGGAUGACGGCCGAAAGAUUGUGUUUGCUCCCGGUCAGUCUAUCCCCCUGACUGUUGUCAAAUCUGAUGGAGGCUACACCUAUGACACUUCAGACCUGGCAGCCCUUAAGCAGAGGCUGUUUGAAGAAAAGGCUGAUAUUAUCAUCUAUGUGACAGACAGUGGACAGGCGACGCAUUUCCAGGUGGUCUUCGCAGCCGCUCAGAUGAUCGGCUGGUACGACCCCAGAGUCACCCGAGUGGAGCACGCGGGGUUCGGAGUGGUCCUGGGAGAAGACAAGAAGAAGUUUAAGACGCGGUCAGGGGACACAGUCAGGCUGAUGGAUCUUCUGGAAGAAGGGCUGAAGAGAUCCAUGGAUAAGCUGAAGGAAAAGGAGAGGGACAAGGUGCUGACCCCGGAGGAGCUGGUAGCAGCCCAGGAGGCCGUUGCUUUUGGUUGCAUUAAGUACGCAGAUCUGUCGCACAACCGGAUCAACGACUACGUCUUCUCCUUCGACAAGAUGCUGGACGACAGAGGGAACACAGCCGCCUACCUGCUGUACGCCUUCACCAGGAUCAGAUCCAUCGCGCGGCUGGCCAACAUCGACGAGGCCGCGCUGCGCAGGGCCGCGGAGACCGCGGAGGUGGUCCUGGAGCACGAGAAGGAGUGGAAGCUGGGCAAGUGCAUCCUGCGGUUCCCCGAGAUCCUGCAGAAGAUCCUGGAGGACCUGCUGCUGCACACGCUGUGCGACUACCUGUACGAGCUGGCCACCACCUUCACCGAGUUCUACGACAACUGCUACUGCGUGGAGAAGGACAGGAAGACAGGUGAGGUGGUGAAGGUGAACAUGUGGCGGAUGCUGCUGUGCGAGGCGACGGCCUCCGUCAUGGCCAAGGGGUUCGACAUCCUGGGCCUGAAGCCGGUCCAGAGGAUGUAGCGACGCUGACGGGCCAGCGCACCAGAUCGAUGCCUCUGCCAUCCCUGUCACUUUCUAUUUUAUUGUGUCUUAAAUAAAGGAACAGCUUGGCACUGUA